This is a messenger RNA of Cercopithifilaria johnstoni, 1386 nucleotides long. The record is from the annotation of a GenBank genome assembly. Lineage: Eukaryota; Metazoa; Nematoda; Chromadorea; Rhabditida; Onchocercidae.
AUGCGACCCGGUUUCUCACUCUCCUGGAAUGUGGAGUGGCUUGGAUCAUUUCCAGUACCGGGAACCGAUCCGGAAUCAGUAUCACAACGAUUAGAUCGAUUCAUUCCUCGAAAACCUGCUAUUGCUGUUCAAUUAUCAAUUUCCGUAUCUGGUGUAAAAGUUUGUGCUAUUGAUGGUGAGCGUGUAUUAUUUUGUCAAUCAAUUCGACGAGUGAAUUGUGUAAUUGGUCGAACGGAACGACAUGAAGUGGCAUAUAUUGCUCGUGAACCAUCCGGACAGGUGUAUAGAAGAUUAUGUCAUCUAUUUAAGACGAAAUUAUCACAUCAGGUGGAAGAAAUAAAAUCGGUGUUAGAGAAUGCCUUUCAAGCAGCAGCUUUGAUUAAACCAUCACCACCUAUCACAAAUCCUCCAAAAUUAACUUCACGUUUCUCAACACCGAUCGCCAUUCAUCCACAACAUCGUAACGCUGCUAUUCCAACAAAUACUCCAUCAUCAGUAUCCAAUCUUCCAUCUGGGAUUGAGCAAUGUAAAUUGCACAUAACUUCUUCGGUGCUUCUAAAUCGAAUUUUUGGUAAAUCUCGGGCUGAUAUAGAUUUGAACAACAAGGAAAAUACCACAACAGCAACUCCAUCUGCACCUAAUAAACAACGUCGGCGACCAGUUAGCGCUGUAUUCAGCCAAGCUUUACAUCGACUUUCAUCUGCUUCCAUUUACAACAAAAGGUUUUCAUCAACUGAUACACCACGAAAGUUUGAAAGGCCUAUAUCAAUUUGUCAACCAUCAUCUUCAACACCUCCUACGACAAAAUCACAUAAUCGUCAUUCUGUCAACUUACAACACAUUUCAACACCACAGGUUUACAUAUAUACACAAGAAGAAAUAGUUCGUCCAAUUCGUCACACUCAAACAACCCUAUCAUUAUGCUACGAUGAACGUUUGACAGAAUGGAUUUAUCCCAUUGAUGAAAUAUUGGAAAAACAAUUGGAGCAGGUUGCAUAUUUCUGCAAAACAGUACAUCGGAAUCGAAUUAUAGAUGCAUUAUUGGAGCAACCUGAAGGAGCAUUUGUUGUUCGUUUUUCUGAAUCUAAACGAAAAUGUCUAGCAUUAAGCGUUCGAGUACCAUUUAAGAAUAAUCCAACUGGCGUAUCACAUUAUCUGAUCAUCCGGAAUGAUAAUGGAUUUAAAUUAAAAGGUUCCAACAAGUAUUUUCCAUCAAUACCUAUGCUUGUAACGCAUCAUUCGGUGAUGCCCGAACAACUUCCAUGUCGUUUGAUAUUUGCCCACUGGGGUCAUAUGUGGAAAUGUAACGAAAUGAAUAAUAAUUACGAUUAUCCACCUAGUGAGCAGGUGGAAUGUUCAAACGAAAUGUUCAAGCAUAAGCGGUGA